This is a messenger RNA of Bombyx mandarina (wild silkworm), 2463 nucleotides long. RefSeq lists its product as uncharacterized. Gene Ontology annotation, molecular function: zinc ion binding; RNA polymerase II transcription regulatory region sequence-specific DNA binding; DNA-binding transcription factor activity, RNA polymerase II-specific. The record is from RefSeq and is a predicted model, not a curated record. Gene Ontology annotation, biological process: regulation of transcription by RNA polymerase II. NCBI's taxonomy places the organism in Eukaryota, Metazoa, Arthropoda, Insecta, Lepidoptera, Bombycidae. Gene Ontology annotation, cellular component: nucleus.
CCAAAACAUUGCGAUCUCAUUAUUUCCAAAAUAAUAAAUUAAAACUACUUUAAUUUUGAUGCGAGAACCCAUAAUUUAAUGUACAUUAUUUAAAUGAUCCGUUAAAACUUACAAACGAAAUAAAAUUACAAAGUUUCGAACGCAGCGCUUGUUUUGCGACAGGAAAAUAUCGUAUUUUUUUCAUUUAAAAUGCGUUGUAGCGUGCCUAAUUGUACCACGGACACGAAAGCCGACACGAAAAACUACACAGUCACAUUUCACACGUUUCCGAAAAAUGAAAGCCACCGUGCCGCCUGGAUCGAUGCUCUAGGUAUGAAGGGCUGGUUGCCCAAAGACGGCAGCGCUAUCUGCUCCGAGCACUUCUGGAAGGAUGACUUUUAUUUCACUAAAGGCGGUCUCAAGAAGGUGAAGAACGGUGCUGUACCUGUGACUCUGAAUUCCGAGGCCGAUCGCGACGGAGCCGAUAUAUCGGAUGUCUGCCGAAUAUGCUUGAACAUUGGUGGCAAACUGUACGACAUGGGAGCGUGCAAACUGGAGGAAAUAUACGAACAACUAACCGAGUACAUUUUCACGGAUGAUGAUCGAGUACCGAAGAGGUUGUGCUGGGAGUGCGCCCACAGACUGUCCUCGUGUCUGAAGUUCAAGAGGAAAGCUCUAAGCAGUCAAAAGCUGCUCGCGGACUUAAUCGCGGCGAACAAAUACGUCACAUUAAAAGACGUGUUAUGCGUUAACAGAGUUGAGAAUGGAUUGAGGAGUACGUUGGUACGAAAAUCCUUUGAGCCUAACAGCCUGGAUUACUUCUUGGACGAGACCUUUAGCGUUGUGAAGCUCAAGGAAGAUGAAGCAGGGUCGGAUGUGAUCUCGGAACCGAACAGAGAAGCCGAGCUGUCCGCGGACAGCGCCGCCGAGGACCUCCACAUCAAAGACGAGGCCUCGAACGAGAUAUUCUUCGAAGAGUACAACGUCGGCUUCUACGACUCCGACGAUGAUAAGGUUCUGAGCGAAGUGUAUAAGGACGAGAAGGUGGCGAACUGUGACAGCAAAGAGACGUCGUCUAAAGUGAAAAAGGGGAGGAAGAGAUUGAAGGUCCAGAAGAAGGGGGUCAGAAAGAGAGCCGGAGACGACAAUCCCGACAACGUCACUAAGCGAUUCAAAAUGGCGGACGUGAAACGCCGCCGAACCCAAGACCUGGACGAGAAUCUGUUCACGAUAACUUCGCUCACGUACGAGGAGCAGAUAGCGGAGAUAGAGAAGAGGCAGGAGCUGAACAGCUACAAGAGCGCCCCGUACAAGUGCACCACGUGCUACAGGGGCUUCCUCAACAGGGAGAGGUUCGAAGCGCACUCCGUGAGGCACAGCGACGUGAGUGGCGUCUUCGAAUGCUUCAUAUGUAAAUCCAGGAUGAAAUCCAGUCGCGCUCUACGCAAACACCUGACCGGACAGCAUACAGAGAAAAUUAUAUGCAAAGGGUGUCCUUUCACAACGAGGAACAGGGGCGUGGCCAGAGAACACGAAAAAUGGCACGCCGGCACCAAAUACCAGUGUCCGCAUUGCUGUAGUGAAUUCGAUAAACUGACCACAUACAUGGGCCACUUGAGGAUCAAGCACGUGUGCGACUUCGUGUGCGAGCUUUGCGGCUACACGUUCGUCAGCAAGAAGGGGGUCGACGUUCACAAGAAGAAGAAGCACAGGCUCGCCGACAAGCCGGAUCUGCUCGAAGGACCAUUCUGUGAGCUAUGCGAGGUCAAAUUCAAGACUCAAAUGGCCUACGAUCGACAUUUGAGGUUGUCGUCAAGACACAGCAAAGACAGCGACCCGAAUCGCUUAAGGAACGAUUCUCAGAGCGUCUCGCAGCGCAGCGACCGCGUCGUGCGCCGCAUAGAGAGACGCCCCGUCAUCCACGGGCGGGACGCGGGGGCGGAGCGCGGGGCGACCGGGCCCGUCACGUGUGAGCAGUGCGGCAUAGAGCUGAAGGAUCUGAGGCUGUACUCGCAGCACUUCAGACGAGCCCACCCGGAUAAGAACAGGACCAAGUACCCGGCCAUGAAGACGCCCUGCAUGUGUGAGCAGUGCGGGAGGAUAUUCCAAAGCAUGGCGCUGCUGAAAGACCACAUGUGGGUCCACACCGGCGAGAAGCGCUUCAAAUGCGACCGCUGCCCGAAGAGCUUCACCCAGAAGACGAACCUAGUGUUCCACCUGCGCGUGCACAGCGCCACCCGACCCUCGUACGAGUGCCCCCUGUGCGGGAAGCACUUCGCCUUCUACAACAAUAGGAGACGCCAUAUGUUCAUCCACACUGGCCUGAAGCCGUACAAAUGCGACACGUGCCUCAAGUGCUUCACAACGUCCGGCGAGCUGCGCGCGCACGUCGAGCACGUGCAUAUGAAGAAGCCGUGGCCGAAGCGCGCGCGCACCAACAGACAGAGCGACGCGCUCGCCGACUAGACGCCCCUCCCAACCCCC